Messenger RNA from Leishmania major strain Friedlin, 2202 nucleotides. RefSeq lists its product as hypothetical. NCBI's taxonomy places the organism in Eukaryota, Euglenozoa, Kinetoplastea, Trypanosomatida, Trypanosomatidae. The record is from RefSeq and is a predicted model, not a curated record. The transcript has a single exon. Bases 1 to 2202 code for a protein of 733 amino acids.
AUGCCGCUGCUGCCAGUGCCGCUGGACACCGCCUCUGCCUCUUCAUCUACGUCCCAGCAGGCUGCGACCCGCGCAACAGCAGCCGGACCGGCUGCUGAUGUCCCCGCAGCCUCGCAAACCUCCACCACCACCCACUGGCAGCUGAGCUCUCCAGAAAGUCACAGGCAUCGCAGCGAUGGUCACGUGGCUCAGCGCGGUGCCGUCUUCGAGUACGCCUCCGAGGCGGUCACUACCCUCGAGCAGCAGUACGGCGAUGCCCUACAGCGCCUCAACACAAUGCACCGCCUCUACGAUCGGCUGGACGCACACAACCGCACCCUCGCGUCCGAGUUGAAGCGGGUGCGUCAGGUGAGCGACGCCCUGCACAACGGUGUUGCGUUUCACCUGUACAGCAGCGUGCGGCAAGUGAAGCACGAGAUGAAGCUGCUGAAGCAGUAUGUUGAGCUUCUGAGCUCCAACUUUAGCAAUCAGCUGCAUGUGCUGCAGCAAGUUGUCGGUGAAGAGCUGCCGCACAGCGCGGAGGGGCGGCUCCAACCGAUGGAAACGCGAGUAUCGAUCGGCGCAGCCAGCGGUGGAGCACGCUCGCUGGAACGUGUCACCAAAGCACCCUCCCCAGUGCUCGGCCGACACGUCACCAGGGCUGGUGGCGGCGUGGGCGCGGGCACGCAGUUCUACAGUCAAGAUUACUGGUGGAACGUUAUGUCACCGCAUCCGAUACGGCCGCCGUCCAGUGCACACACUCAGACGGCACCGGCAGACAUGGAUGCUGGCGGCUGGGCUGACGUCGUGAAUGGCUGCGAUAGAGGCACCACCGAGGGUGAGCGAGACCUUUCACCACCAGGCCAGCUGCCUCUCAGCAUUGAAGACAGCAGAGAGAACAAUCUCUUGAUCCAAUCGUCAGGAGAGGCACUGGUGUCUCGCCGCGCCUACCGGGAGGUGCAGGAAGCCCUUGCAGAUGCCCAGCGGCGCGUCGUCGAACUGGAGCAGACGUCCUCGAAUCAGCAAGCGGACUACGAGAACCGCAUUGCGCAGCUGAAGGCUGCCCAUCGAGCCAAGGAGGCGACGCUGAAGGAGGAACUUGCACUGCAGCGUCGGCGAGCAGAACUGGCGCAGGAUGGUGAACCGCAGAAAACCGCACUCUCGACGGGGCUGCCGGGCCAAGCAGCCGGUCUCGUGUCUCCUGCGGAUGUCAAUCAGCUGGUGCAGCUGCUUCUUGAGCAUCAGUAUCAGCAGCCCACAGCGAAGCAGCGCCCCGGUGCCCCUUCGAAGACGUCGAGUCCCGCCUCGACAGUGCAGCCACCACGGCAAGCGCGCCACAAAGCCGUUCGAUCGCCUCUGCGAAAGUGGGAGGAGGCUGAUGAGACGACAGGGCAGAAGGACAGCCUGCACGGCAGCGAAGACACGUCCGCCACCACCAACGACUCCGACCGCGACUGUCGCCGCCGCGCUGCGCACCCGUGUGCCACCGAGUCUGCCCCCGCCUCGAACACAGACGACGGCAACGGUGAUUUACGCCCUUCCUUUGUUCGUCCAAAGCGGCGUGUGCUGCGGGCGAUCGCGAGCAACGGCAGUGGCCGCAACCGCACAGGCGCUGAUGGAGAUCUGCACAUGCCAGACCGCUACUCGCCGGCCGCAGCAGCCCGUCGCGUCGAGCGCGCUGGUGAGAUGCUGGGCUGCGAGGCGCGUGACGGCGAGAGCCAGCAGCAGGGUCAGCGAGCUCAUAGCAGCAGCAGCAGCGGCAACCGCCGCCAAAGAGAGAAGGUGGUGGCAACAGAGGCAGCCGGCGCCACCGCCAGCGUGCGGCGGUCGCUCGCGUAUGAGCGGUUGAUGGAUCACUCACGUGCUGCCUCGACAAGUGCAGAAGGGUACGCCUCCCAUAGUGGUCGCUCCGCAGCGCGUACGCGGCCUCGCACGGUCAGCGACGCGGACGCCCCGAGUGUGCCGAAGCGCCGCUCCAGCCGCCGUGGGCAAAGCGCCGGUGGUGCUGCCCGAGACCCGCGACAUGGCGGAGGGGCCGGCCCCGAGCUGCUGCGAUCGCUACUGUCACGGGUAGAAGCCGUCGGCGUGCAAGGCGGCUCACGGUGCGCGGUGCCUGCGCCGAAGCGCGUGCGGCCUGUGCAAAGCCAGCCCGACACCAAGGUCGAUCGCGUGGCGCAGGGUAUUUGGGCGCAGGAGCUGCUCAAGGAGCGCAGAUGCCUAUAG